AUGAAUCAGAGAUUAGUAACAUUCGAGUCCGGAUGUGCUCCAAACCGACACACACUCACUAUUUAUCAAAAUAAUAUCGUCGGGGCAAUUCCGGCAAUAUCAAUGUUUCUCAAUAUUUGUCUCAUUUUUUAUUUGAAAUUCAAUCAUACUCAAGUGCUAACUAUGGUUGCAAGAGUUCAUGCUUCGGGCCAACGCGGAUCAGUAGAUCGAACGACUUCGCAGAAUUAUGAGACGACUCUAAUGUUCCAAUCGAUUUAUACAACUGCGGUUCUAUUAACCUAUGAGAUUUCCGCUACAUUAAUUGAUAUUUUCUGGGACGAAUAUUCGAGAUUAUCAUUAAACACUCAAUCUUGGAUAUUUUAUUCUCGAAUCUCGAUGUCGUGCCUCAUCAAUGUGCUGGUGUAUGGCGUUGGCACCACUUCAACAAGAAAGCUUCUCGUCGAAACAUUUCAUGUGUUUAUUAGGAAUCGUAAAUUUGUGAAAAUUCGAGUUUCCUCAAUACUUCCAAUGCAGGAAUAG
Molecule: messenger RNA, 519 nt
Organism: Caenorhabditis bovis
Lineage: Eukaryota; Metazoa; Nematoda; Chromadorea; Rhabditida; Rhabditidae
Source: the annotation of a GenBank genome assembly